Messenger RNA from Candidozyma haemuli, 1326 nucleotides. RefSeq names its product alpha-ketoglutarate dehydrogenase (gene KGD2). Bases 1 to 1326 code for a protein of 441 amino acids. Lineage: Eukaryota; Fungi; Ascomycota; Pichiomycetes; Serinales; Metschnikowiaceae. Gene Ontology annotation, cellular component: oxoglutarate dehydrogenase complex. The record is from RefSeq and is a predicted model, not a curated record. Gene Ontology annotation, biological process: tricarboxylic acid cycle. The transcript has a single exon. Gene Ontology annotation, molecular function: dihydrolipoyllysine-residue succinyltransferase activity.
AUGUUAUCCAGAUCCAUCAGAUCAAGUUUACGUCGUAUACCCGCUGCCAAACGGGUGUCGAGCUCUGCCAUGGCUGGUGGCUUGAGAAUGUCUCUGGCUACGAAAGCCUUGCACACCAAGGUGCCUAGUGUUGGUGGAGCCAGCAGUAGGUUUUCUGCUGCUCCAGCUUUGACUUUCAAGAGAUUGGCUUCUACUGGCGUGAAGGUGCCUGAGAUGGCUGAGUCUAUCACUGAGGGUACCUUGUCUGCUUUCAACAAGGAAGUGGGUGACUACGUUGAGCAGGAUGAGCUUGUUGCUACCAUUGAAACCGAUAAGAUUGACGUUGAGGUGAACGCUCCAGUGGCCGGUACCGUGACUGAGCUUUUAGCCAACGUUGAAGAUACCGUUGAGGUUGGCCAGGAGAUUCUUAAGAUCGAGGAGGGUGCUGCUCCAGAGGGCGGUGCCAAGAAGGAGGAGCCAAAGAAGGAGGAGGCUCCACAGAAGGAAGAGCCAAAGAAGGAGGAGCCAAAGAAGGAAGAGCCAAAGAAGGAGGAACCAAAGAAGGAACAGCCUAAGAAGGAGGAGCCAAAGAAGGACGCUAAGCAGGAGAAGAAGUCCGAGGAGCCAGUCUCCCUUGGUGGUUUCUCCAGACUGGAAGAGAGAGUCAAGAUGAACAGAAUGAGAUUGAGAAUCGCCGAGCGUCUUAAAGAGUCCCAGAACACCGCUGCCUCUUUGACCACCUUCAACGAGAUCGACAUGUCCAAAUUGAUGGAGAUGAGAAAGUUGUACAAGGACGAAGUCUUGGAGAAGACCGGUAUCAAGUUCGGUUUCAUGGGUGCUUUCUCCAAGGCCUCUGCUCUUGCUUCUAAGGAUAUCCCAGCUGUCAAUGCUUCUAUCGAGAACAACGACACCAUGGUUUUCAGAGACUACAUGGACAUUUCCGUCGCUGUGGCCACUCCAAAGGGUUUGGUUACGCCGGUGGUGAGAAACGCCGAGUCCCUUUCCAUCUUGGACGUUGAGCAGGAAAUCACCAAGUUGUCCAAGAAGGCCAGAGACGGUAAGUUGACUCUUGAGGACAUGACCGGUGGUACCUUCACCAUCUCCAACGGUGGUGUUUUCGGCUCCUUGUACGGUACCCCAAUCAUCAACUUGCCUCAGACCGCUGUCUUGGGCUUGCACGGUACCAAGCAGAGACCUGUCACCGUGGACGGCCAGAUUGUGUCGAGACCCAUGAUGUACGUUGCAUUGACCUACGACCACAGAGUGUUGGACGGCCGUGAAGCCGUCACUUUCUUGAAGCUCAUCAAGGAGUACAUUGAGGACCCAAGAAAGAUGUUGUUGGCUUAA